This is a messenger RNA of Triticum urartu, 6211 nucleotides long. The record is from RefSeq and is a predicted model, not a curated record. NCBI's taxonomy places the organism in Eukaryota, Viridiplantae, Streptophyta, Magnoliopsida, Poales, Poaceae.
GCGCCCCUCCCCUCCCCCUCUCUCCUCCUCUCCUCUCUCGCGGAGGGGACCGGAUAAGAUCGAGAUCCCCUCCGCCUCCGGCGAGGUCGGUCGAAAAUCCGAGGGGCGAGAUGGACGCGCGGUUCGCGCACUCGCCGGCGGAGGCGGCCAAGGUGCAGCUGGUGCAGUUCGGCAUCCUCAGCCCCGACGAAAUCAGACAAAUGUCGGUGGCGGUGAUAGAGCAUGCAGAGACCAUGGAGAAGGGGAAGCCCAAGCCUGGUGGUCUGAGCGACCCUCGCCUGGGCACCAUUGACCGCAGAACCAAGUGCGAGACAUGCAUGGCCGGGAUGGCCGAGUGCCCGGGCCACUUCGGCCACCUCGAGCUCGCAAAGCCCAUGUUCCACAUCGGCUUCAUCAAGACCGUGCUCUCCAUCAUGCGCUGCGUCUGCUUCAACUGCUCCAAGAUCCUCGCCGACGAGGAUGAGGAUGAGAAGGGUAAUAACAAGUUCAAGCAGGCUCUGAAAAUCAAGAACCCAAAAAAUAGAUUACGAAAAAUACAGGAGGCUUGCAAGAGCAAAAAGGUUUGCUCUGCGGGUGAGGAUGAUCUUGAGGGUCAGGACACCGAUGAGCCAGUGAAGAAAAGAGGUGGCUGUGGUGCUCAGCAGCCAAAGAUCACAGUUGAUGGUAUGAAGAUGGUUGCAGAGUUUAAAGCAACAAACAAGAAGAACGGCGAUCAAGAUCAACUCCCUGAACCAGUGGAGCGAAAGCAAAUUCUCUCUGCCAAUAGGGUUCUUAAUGUUCUCAAGCGCAUAAGUGAUGAGGAUUGUCUUUUGUUGGGCCUGGAUCCUAAAUAUGCUCGUCCUGAUUGGAUGAUACUGCAAGUCCUUCCAAUUCCUCCGCCGCCUGUGAGACCAUCUGUCAUGAUGGACACUUACUCCAGAAGUGAGGACGAUUUGACUCAUCAAUUAGCGAUGAUAAUUCGGCAUAAUGAGAAUCUGAGGAGGCAAGAGAGAAAUGGAGCCCCAGCCCACAUUAUAACAGAGUUUGCUCAGUUGUUGCAGUUUCACAUUGCAACAUACUUCGACAAUGAUCUUCCAGGGCAACCAAGGGCCACUCAGCGUUCUGGAAGGCCUAUCAAGUCAAUCUGCAGCAGGCUGAAAGCAAAAGAAGGCCGGGUUAGAGGAAACUUAAUGGGGAAGCGCGUUGAUUUCUCAGCUCGUACCGUCAUCACACCAGACCCGAAUAUCAACAUUGAUGAAUUGGGGGUGCCAUGGAGUAUUGCUUUGAAUCUGACAUACCCAGAAACUGUUACUCCAUAUAACAUCGAGAGGUUGAAAGAACUGGUAGAAUAUGGGCCUCACCCUCCCCCAGGUAAGACAGGUGCCAAGUACAUUAUCAGGGAAGAUGGCCAGAGGCUGGAUCUUCGCUAUCUGAAGAAAAGUAGUGAUCAGCAUUUGGAGCUGGGUUACAAGGUGGAAAGGCACCUUGUUGAUGGAGAUUUUGUUCUUUUCAACCGGCAGCCCAGUCUUCACAAAAUGUCUAUCAUGGGGCAUCGCAUCAAAAUCAUGCCCUACUCAACUUUCCGCCUCAACUUGUCUGUCACAUCACCAUACAAUGCAGAUUUUGAUGGGGAUGAAAUGAAUAUGCAUGUUCCCCAGUCAUUUGAAACCAGAGCUGAGGUUUUAGAGUUGAUGAUGGUGCCAAAGUGUAUUGUGUCACCUCAGGCGAAUAAACCUGUUAUGGGUAUUGUCCAGGACACACUUCUUGGCUGUCGAAAAAUUACCAAAAGGGAUACUCUCAUCGAAAAGGAUGUAUUUAUGAACAUCUUAAUGUGGUGGGAAGAUUUUGAUGGGAAGGUCCCUACCCCUGCCAUUUUGAAACCAAAGCCGAUUUGGACAGGCAAACAAGUUUUCAACUUGAUUAUCCCCAAGCAAAUCAAUUUAAUUAGAUUUUCAGCCUGGCAUGAUGCUGAUGCUGAAAAAGAAAGCGGAUAUAUUACUCCCAGCGAUACUAUGGUACGGAUAGAGAAGGGAGAGCUUCUGUCUGGUAUACUUUGCAAAAAAACACUUGGGACAUCAAUGGGAAGUCUUAUUCAUGUUAUUUGGGAAGAGGUAGGGCCAGAUGCUGCGCGCAAGUUCUUGGGUCAUACACAGUGGCUGGUCAACUACUGGCUUCUGCAAAAUGGUUUCAGUAUUGGAAUCGGGGAUACAAUUGCAGAUGCAGGUACUAUGGGUAAGAUUAAUGAUACAAUUGCAGAUGCUAAGAAGGCUGUGAAUGAGCUUAUCAAGGAAGCGCGUGACAAGAAGUUGGAACCUGAGCCAGGACGCACAAUGAUGGAAUCAUUUGAAAAUAGAGUGAAUCAUGUUCUUAACAAGGCUCGUGAUGAUGCUGGUAGUAGUGCUCAGAAGAGUUUGUCUGAGAGCAACAAUUUGAAAGCUAUGGUUACUGCAGGCUCAAAAGGCAGUUUCAUUAAUAUUUCGCAGAUGACUGCUUGCGUCGGACAGCAGAAUGUUGAGGGCAAGAGGAUCCCAUUUGGAUUUGCUGGUCGUACAUUGCCCCACUUCUCGCAAAAUGACAACGGUCCCGAAAGCCGUGGAUUCGUGCAGAACUCUUACCUUCGAGGCCUGACACCAGAGGAAUUCUUCUUCCAUGCUAUGGGUGGUAGAGAAGGUUUGAUCGAUACUGCUGUAAAAACUUCUGAGACUGGAUAUAUUCAGCGGAGGCUCGUGAAGGCCAUGGAGGACAUCAUGGUGAAAUAUGAUGGUACCGUGAGGAACUCCCUGGGUGAUGUCAUUCAGUUCUUGUAUGGAGAAGAUGGCAUGGAUGCUGUUUGGAUUGAACCGCAGAAAUUGGACACCCUGGGGAUGAAAAAGGCCGAGUUUGACAACGUAUUUCGUUACAAACUGGAUGAUGAGAACUGGAGGCCCACUUACAUGUCGCCUGAACAAGCUGAUGAUUUGAAGACCAUUCGUGAUAUCAGAAUUGUGUUUGAGGCAGAGAUUCAGAAAUUAGAAGCUGACAGAUUACAGCUUGGGACUGAAAUUGCCGCGACUGGCGACAUUACAUGGCCUAUGCCUGUCAACCUCAAGCGGCUUAUCUGGAAUGCUCAAAAGACUUUCAAGAUUGAUUUGAGAAGACCUUCUGACAUGCACCCGAUGGAAAUUGUGGAAGCAAUGGAUAAGUUGCAAGAAAGACUCAAGGUUGUCCCAGGAGACGAUGCCAUGAGCAUCGAGGCUCAGAAGAAUGCUACUCUGCUCUUCAAUAUCCUGCUCCGUAGCACAUUUGCUAGUAAGAGGAUAUUGAAAGAAUACAAGCUCACAAGGGAAUCUUUCGAAUGGGUCAUCGGUGAGAUAGAAUCGAGAUUCCACCAGUCUUUGGUAGCUCCUGGUGAGAUGAUUGGAUGCGUAGCUGCACAGUCCAUUGGAGAACCAGCAACUCAGAUGACGCUGAAUACUUUCCAUUAUGCUGGUGUUAGCGCCAAGAAUGUCACCCUUGGUGUCCCCAGGUUAAGGGAGAUCAUUAACGUCGCCAAGAAGAUAAAGACCCCGUCGUUGUCUGUUUUCCUAAAGCCUGAGGUGAGCAAGAAGAAAGAAUUGGCCAAGAAUGUCCAGUGUGCCUUGGAGUACACUACGCUACGUAGCGUGACCCAUGCCACCGAGAUAUGGUAUGAUCCUGAUCCUCUAGGAACCACCAUUGAAGAGGAUGUGGAAUUUGUCAAGUCAUAUUAUGAAAUGCCUGAUGAGGAUAUUGACCCGGAUAAGCUGUCUCCUUGGCUGCUGCGUAUCGAACUGAACCGUGAGAUGAUGGUAGAUAAGAGGUUGAGCAUGGCUGAAAUUGCAGAGAAGAUCAGACAUGAAUUUGAUGAUGACUUGUCAUGCAUAUUCAAUGAUGAUAACGCGGAUAAGCUCAUUCUUCGUAUCCGCAUUAAAAAUGAUGAUGAAACUCCAAAACAGGAUGAGGAUGAUGAUGUCUUCCUCAAGAAGGUUGAGAGUAACAUGUUGACUGAGAUGGCCCUUGGAGGCAUUGCAGAUAUUAACAAGGUCUUCAUCAAAGAGAAGAAGGUGAAUAGAUUUGAUGAAAAUGAUGGUUUCACUCAAAAAGAAGAGUGGAUGCUUGAUACAGAAGGUGUAAACCUCUUGGCAGUGAUGUGCCACGAGGAUGUUGACGCUACAACGACAAGGAGUAACCAUCUGAUCGAAGUGAUUGAGGUUCUUGGGAUCGAGGCUGUCCGCAGGUCUCUCUUGGAUGAGCUGAGGGUGGUGAUAUCUUUUGAUGGGUCCUAUGUGAACUACAGGCAUCUGGCCAUUCUCUGCGAUACCAUGACAUACAGAGGUCACCUGAUGGCUAUUACUAGGCACGGUAUCAAUCGUAAUGACACAGGACCUCUCAUGAGAUGUUCUUUUGAAGAAACAGUGGAUAUCUUGCUUGAUGCUGCUGUGUAUGCGGAGUCUGAUUACCUGAGAGGUGUCACCGAGAACAUUAUGCUUGGCCAGCUCGCUCCUAUUGGUACAGGAGGCUGUGGAUUGUAUCUGAAUGAGGAGAUGCUGAAGCAGGCCAUUGAGCUUCAACUCCCGAGCUAUGUUGAAGGUCUGGACUAUGGCUAUGGCAUGGCAUCAGCGCAUUCAUCCAUCUCCGGGACACCGUACCAUGAUGGAGGAAUGAUGUCGCCAGUGCUGAGUCCAAAUUUCCGGGCUUCCCCCGUUACAGGUGCUCAGUUCUCGCCAUAUGUUGGGGGCAUGGCAUUCUCUCCCGUCCCAUCAAACUACAGCCAAUCCUAUACGUCUGGCCCUCCUUCCUACAGUCCGACCAGUCUAUCAUACUCGCCAACAUCGCCAAUCUAUAGUCCGGUAUCGCCGAUCUGUAGUUCGGCAUCGACAGUUUAUAGUCCAACAUCCCCAGUUUAUAGCCCGACAUCCCUUUCAUAUAGCCCAACAUCGCCAGUUUAUAGUCCAACAUCGCCAGUUUAUAGCCGGACAUCUCUUGCAUACAGCCCCACGUCACCAUCCUAUAGUCCAACAUCGCCACUCUAUAGCCCAACAUCACCAUCAUACAGUCCUACAUUGCCCUCAUCAUACAGCCCUACGUCGCCUGGUUACAGCCCGACGUCACCGAGCUACAGCCCGACAUCACCGAACUACAGCCCUACGUCACCGAACUACAGCCUGACAUCACCGAGCUACAGCCCUACUUCACCGAACUACUGCCCGACGUCACCGAGCUACAGCCCUACUUCACCGAACUACUGCCCGACGUCACCGAGCUACAGCCCUACUUCACCGAACUACUGCCCGACGUCACCGAGCUACAGCCCUACUUCACCGAACUACUGCCCGACGUCACCGAGCUACAGCCCUACUUCACCAAACUACUGCCCGACGUCACCGAGCUACAGCCCUACUUCACCGAACUACUGCCCGACGUCACCGAGCUACAGCCCUACCUCACCGAACUACUGCCCGAGGUCACCGAGCUACAGCCCUACGUCACCUUCGUACAGUCCUUCACAUGCUUAUUCUCCAAGCAGCCCAAAGAUGAUGAGCCCAUACAGUCAAGCUCCUCCAAACUACAGCCCUGCCUCGCCGACUUACUCGCCCACCUCACCAUCAUAUGCACAACCAAGCCCAUCGUACAGCCCGACAAGCCCGCACACUACCUCUGGAGGACCUAGCCCAGAUUACAGCCCAACUUCCCCCAACUACAGCCCCAGCGCAAGCUACUCCCCAUCAUCCACCGGGCCGCAAACUACUGACAUGGAUGACGAGACUGCUACUUGAAGCCGCUGACUUGUGAAAAUGGCUGCUGGCUGAUGCAGAACCACCACACAAGGAAACCUAUUCGUGUUUGCUUGUAUGUCUCUGUAACAAGCCUUUGUAUUUUGGCUGCGCUGCUAAAAGCAGCACUAGAGUGUAUAUAUACAAUCGAUGUAAUACGCCUCUUAGAGAGAAAAAAUAAUGCCUUGGCUGUUCAGAACAGGCAAGCCUUUGAUGUUGUGUUGUGGAUCGGAUUGUAAUGCUUAUGUUUCUCUUGGAGAGAAAAAAUAAUGUUUUCCGUUGUGGGGCUUUUGGCCUACAGUGUAGAGUAAAAAUGUUUCAGUUGGAGCUUAGCCUUGUUAUUUCGUCGAAGUUAAUGCAAUGACAAAUUGUGGUGCCUAGCUUGCUAAGACAAUGAAUCAUUCGUCGCUGCUAACUCAGUUGUUCAGGUAAGGGAGAGUGAAAAGUUUAUCUUGCAGGAA